ACUACCUAAAAGCAGGAAGUAGCUACAUUAGUGGAUCAUCCAUCCAAACCACAAGCAGCUGAAACAGAAAAACAAAGCCUACAAAAUUAUAUUUUGGGCAGAUGUGGAUUUUUUGAUGUACUGCUGAGGCCAGCAAUCGAAACUUGUAAUCUACAUAUCGCGUGGACGCGUUUGGGCAAACAAGAGCAUGGGGCAGCAUCUUGGAAAACAUGAGCCACUUUCUGUUCCCAAGGGAUCAUCAACAGUAUCUGAACACAUCCCAACAGACUCACCGGAGUCACAAGAUGAGGUAUUUGGACUGGGGGAGGCGGACCUCAACCAGAACAAUGGAUGCUCCAGCAAGAGUCCAAUGGUGACUGACUCCAUGAACGCUGCAGUAGAUCUCAGCAGCUGGAACCAUCCGAGCACAGCCGACCCUAAUGCCUCAGGGCCCCGCCCCCACUUGGUCCGCCUCUUUUCUCGAGAUGCCCCAGAUCGUGAGGACAACACCUUCAAAGACCGCCCCUCGGAGUCUGAUGAGCUGCAGACCAUCCAGGAGCACGGCGGAGCUGGCUCAGAUUGUGAAUCUGAGUGUGCAGAGUAGGACCUAAAGUAGAUUUCCUCUUUGCCCUCUCUUUCCUCACUCCUAUUUUGGAAACAAACAAAAAAACACACCGCUGCAGAGAUUAAAGCUAACACUCAGCAUGGCAUCUGCAAGCUCUUCGCAGUCAACAUUCAGGCUGGGCCGCAGUAAGAAGAACCCUACUGUUAUGGAUCAGAUCGGAAAGUUCUUUGGAGGGGAUAAAAAGAAGAAGGGAAAGGGAUCUUUUCGUGGUGGUUUGUCUGCAUCACCUCAAAGAUCGAGCGCAUCUCCUCGUCGCCGUCCAGAUGAGAAUGCUGUUGUGCACUUUUUCAGAACCAUUGUUUCUCCCUCUACCCCCAAAUCUAGGAGAGACCAGAAAUCACAGAGCUCCACCAAAGGCCAAAAGGGACGUGGAGACACCUUAACCCGGAUCUUCAAAUUGGGAGGAAGCCAGCCUGCUUCAACUACCAAGCGUUGAAACCUCAUUACCUUUUCCCAUUUAAAAAUAAAGAGGAAAAGGAUGGAAAACAAAUGCAAAAAAGUUAUUUUUUAAAAUGUUGUUUUCUAAUACAGUAACAUUGACUUGAAAAAGCUUUUGCAUUGAUACGUUACAACACAAUCUGUGUCUUCUGAAUUAUUCCUGUUCAGUCUUGUCAAACUUGUAUUGACAUAGUUGUGUAUAAUCUUUGAUCUUUUUGAAAAGGUUUUGUCUUGUCUCUGUAGUGUCAAUACUCACCUUUACACAGCUUAAGUGUAACCAGUACCUCUCUUAGCAUAUUGUGUACCUUAGACCUCAAAUGUGUUUUCUACACCUUUUACAUGUUGAUGAACAGUCUUCUCUGUAUAGUGUGAUGGGGUCUGCAAGGAGGUGGUCUUCAUGCCAAAAUGCAUAACUUAUGUUCUGACAUCCAUAAUGUAUAUUUUACUUCCAACCACAAACAGUUUUUUAAAUGUGUGUUUGGUUCCGGAGAUUUCUAACGAAUUUGGUAACCAUAGAUUACUGCACAUAGUUUGAAUAUGAUUCUGUGCCCUUUGCUCAUCAUAGUUUGAGACUUCAUUUUCUAUUCAUACAAAAACAACUGGAAAAAGGGUUCUUAUUUAAACUAAAUAAUAUUUGAUGUCUUCUGUGUUUGUUACACCUAAUUAAUGGCAACAAUUAA
Molecule: messenger RNA, 1722 nt
Organism: Sinocyclocheilus anshuiensis
Lineage: Eukaryota; Metazoa; Chordata; Actinopteri; Cypriniformes; Cyprinidae
Product: myelin basic protein-like
Exons: 8
Coding region: 684-1040 (118 amino acids)
Molecular function (GO): structural constituent of myelin sheath
Source: RefSeq, a predicted model, not a curated record